AUGACGCGGUCGUCGUCGUCGUUGACGACGCUCCACUCCCAUCAUCAUACGCCCAUUCCCAUCGGGGACUUCUCCGGCUUCCCGUCCGCGUCGCAACAGCAGCAGGCUCUCACCAUGCGAGGCCUCCCUGGGUUCGCGCCGCCGCCAUUGCAGCAACAGCAGGCGCAGCCGUCGUAUUCUAGUCUGCAGCCUCUGCCCGGCGGCAAGUUCUCCGGGUUCCCUUUGCCACCGUCGCAGCCACAGCAGAUGCAGCCGUCCUCCUCCACCGAUCUGCCCAGCAGGAUCUUCUCUGGCCUUCAUCGAGUAGUAGCAGCAUUCCCUGGAACUGUCACGGUUCCAUGCCCAUCAGCAGCGACCAGAGCAUGGCUAGCAGCGUCGCAGGCAGUAGCCAAGGCUGAGAAGCCGUGCCGGCGUUGGCCAACAUUCGACAUGAUGAGCAUUGGUGGCAGCAGCUGUAGUGACGGGCCACAAGCGCCAUGGAACUACAGCUCCUUGUCUGUGGAAAAUUCCACCCAUGUCCCCGCCAUGCCAAAGCUGAUACUUGGGGGCAUGGACAGACCCGGGUUGCCACCACGGUCUCCAGCUCUUGGGGCUGGCGCUAGCAGCAACAUGCCACGAAGGGGCUGCACCAAGGAGCACUUCUUCUCUGAGGCCGACAUGCAGACGAUCAAUAAGGAGAACAAACUCAAGGAGCUCGUGAAAACAGAUCCUAGCUAA
Miscanthus lutarioriparius is the source of this 717-nucleotide messenger RNA. NCBI's taxonomy places the organism in Eukaryota, Viridiplantae, Streptophyta, Magnoliopsida, Poales, Poaceae. The record is from the annotation of a GenBank genome assembly.